This is a messenger RNA of Liolophura sinensis, 4037 nucleotides long. RefSeq names its product sonic hedgehog protein-like. The record is from RefSeq and is a predicted model, not a curated record. Gene Ontology annotation, molecular function: calcium ion binding; patched binding. Lineage: Eukaryota; Metazoa; Mollusca; Polyplacophora; Chitonida; Chitonidae. Gene Ontology annotation, biological process: intein-mediated protein splicing; cell fate specification; multicellular organism development.
CUGAAAACUUCACUACUUUGCGGUAACAAGAAUUUCGAACUGAACUCAUCCGUCGGAAGCGGCUAACAGCAAUCUGGCUGGUUGACCAAUCGGCUGACAGAUAUGGCCGACACGGGUUGGCUAAGAAUUCUGGACUCAGGUGGUAAGGACACCUCGUCGAGUGUAAGACAUCGUCAGCCGUAUAUCUGCUACCUGUGACGUCUUGGGCCGAUCCAAAAGUAGACGGGUAUAGACGUACCAGAGAAAACUGUUUGUGACAGUGGCUGUCCGUCACAACUUUCUCACCAGCCCUACCCAAUCAGAGAGACGCACUUUUGCUCUGAUUGUCCCCGGUGUGUUUGUCCAGGGCCGAGGGCUAGACACGACAGGCUAACACUGAACUUGGCCCAACAUAUCGCAAACAGUGGCCACCACUACCCUUUUGGAACAGAUUCCGUCGUCAGUUAGACUGGUACACUUUCUUCACCAUAAUAUCCCAUUGUAAUUAUACAGUGCCAUUUGGAAGGCGUGCAUGGUGCUGCUAUAAGCAGACACGUUCUCAUCAUUGCCGAAGUUUAUAAUACCUCUGCCAUAUUUAUGUUCGUAUUCGAGGUGAUUUCUGGAUCAGGCAUGUUCCAAUGAUGGUUUCGAACACGGCAUUACACUUUCGCGAUCUUGACUUAAUGUUAGACGCCACCCCUUGUUGAAGCGCACAGUUUUGGAUAUUGUUGGAUACCACUCAGUCACCCAAAGCAAUAUGUCUUGCCGGACAGGAUAUUAUGUGCGGAGUUUCCAAACUCUUCUGCUCAUAUUCUUAUUGUUGGCUGGUCCAUCGUUACAAUGUGGACCAGGGAGAGUACGGUUGAAGAGACCUGGUAGCCACAAACGUACACCUCUGGUGUUCAAGCAGCACGUUCCUAGUGUUUCCGAAAACACCCUUGGUGCAAGUGGCCCGCCAGAAGGAAAGAUUACCAGAAACGAUGAGAAGUUCAAAGAUUUAGCCGAGAAUCACAAUCCAGAUAUUAUCUUCAAAGACCACGAAGGCAGUGGUGCUGACCGCCGGAUGUCUCAUAGGUGUAAAGACAAGCUGAACUUAGCGAUAGCGGUGAUGAACGAAUGGCCAGGUCUGAAGCUGAGGGUGGUAGAGGCGUGGGACGAGGAUGGUAGUCAUAAGAAAGACUCCCUACAUUACGAGGGGCGAGCCGUGGACAUCACCACCAGUGACCGGGACAGGAGCAAGUAUGGGCUGCUCGCCCGCCUCGCCGUCGAGGCCGGAUUUGAUUGGGUGUACUAUGAAAACCGGCGACAUAUACACUGCUCUGUGGCUUCGGAUUCCUCUGCAGUCGUAACGAUAGGAGGUUGUUUUUCUGGGAAGGGAAUGGUGCUGUCCGAGAGUUCUGGCUGGAAACCCAUGUCUGAGCUACGAAUUGGCGACAGAGUAAUGAGUAUGAAUGAGGCCGGUCAGCUGGAAUACAGCCAAGUGUUGUCAUUUAUGGAUAAAGACUCAUCAGCCCAGGUGCUGUUUUACACGCUGCAUUUGCAGGACGAUAAAAGCGUCACUUUAACAGGCAAACAUUUGAUUUUUGCAAGCAGCCAAAAUAUAACCAGUCAUUCAGACAGUGCCAGUUUUCGAGCUACGUUCGCUGAAAACGUACAAGAAGGACAGUACGUGUAUGUAGUUGGGAACGAACUGCACCCCAGUCAACCUCGACCUUCAAGAGUUGUGAAGGUCUCUGUAGAGACACAACGAGGUGUGUACGCCCCGCUCACCACCACGGGCACCAUUGUGGUGGAUGGAGUGGUGGCUUCGUGCUAUGCAUAUACAGAGAACAUUGCACUAGCUCACUUUGGUUUCGCGCCAAUGCGCUUAUACCAUACUAUUUGGAGUUAUGUGCCGUUCAGUCUAUGGACAUCAGAUGGUGAUACAGAAGGCUUCCACUGGUACGCCCGAAUGCUCUACGGUCUGGGGAGCUUGCUUUUAACUGAUGACGUUUUAUUUUCGCCGUUUUCGCAGUGAAAUGUUGGGACUUCUGAAAAGAGAUGUCGCGCUAUGACAGUCACCCUGAAUCUGUGAACGAAAUUAAUUGGUUAUCGCGCAGCUGCGCAACCAUCAGGGACAAGAUUGUUGUGAGCACUGGUUUGUGGAGUUGACGCGAGCAUUGGGGGUCCAACGGGACGACAUGACCGACUCGAUGUGAACGUUUCAUUUUGGCAAUGUGUGAGUCGAAGGCCAACCCAGUGUUGUAAUGUCUAUUUUAGUAGUUUUAGAAUGUUAUUUAUUAUGAUGACCAUAGCACUAAAGCGUGCACAUACUCUAAAACCGGUCUCUGCGUCUCUGAUGCGGAUGUUUUAUGAAUUCAGCGACACUUGAAGUGCUAUCAAAGAUAUUAUGGUACAGCUAGGCAUUCUCUUUUAUAUGCAGCACUCCGUGGCCGUAGGGAAAUCAGUUUCUUCAUGAAAGUCACGUGAUUAUCAUACUUGUAAAUGUUAACAUUCCAGCUGAUAAAGGACAGCAAAGUUGUUCAGACGUAACUGCCCUCUGAAGUGAUGCAUGUCGGGAAGACGGUGCUCGCUUCUGAGCGUGCGCACCCCAACCCACCUUCUGGCGUAAUGACCACUACAAUGACUGUGUUAUAAUAUUAUUGUAUUUAUUCGAUCAGCGGCUAGCCAUUGUAAUCAUCUGUAAAUUUAGCUGUAUGGUACUGUAUUUUUCUAUGUAUCUAUAUAAUAGCAUUUCUAUUUGUAAAUGAGAAUUUAUGUCACAAUGUAAAUGCGGUAAGACCUGCAGAACGUACGGACGGAGGAUUGCUUUACAGUUUUUGUCCGAAAUUAAAAGUCAGUUUAAAAAGGAGCGAUGGAAACUAUUAUUCUUUAUAGGAAGACACAAAAAAUAGAGCAUAUAUAGAAUUUGGUUUACAAGUAGAUAUUCAAAAGUCACAACAUCAGAUUGAAGAAUAACUAUUUUCAUACGCAUGCAUUCUGUACAGUAGUUACGGUGCUCACAAGCUACAUUUUCACAUUUAUUUGUAAAAUUAUUUCAUACUACAGACCGGAAAAAAUUGUGAGAACUAAUGUGGUGGCAGUUUUGAUCGUCAGGCAUAGAGAGAGUUGCCCCCCUUGUUGGUCGCCCAACGUUGGUUUGGAAGUGGGGGAAAUCUGGACAACACAGCGACCGUUUUAGACAGAUUUUUAUGACAUUUGUUCCUUUAAACUGUAAAGGCAAUGAAGCUUUCUUCCUGUGUGUUUCUGAAUGUCUAAGAUGUGCACUCGACCGUAUAAUAAUUCUGCAUACACAACUCCCAGUUUAACAAUGUGAGUCUCCUGUGCUCUCUAUUAUUUGUCUUCCUCCUUUCCAGAUUUUAUUCUAAUUUCAAUAUUUUUUUUUCUGAAUAAGGAGAUACUGUCGUCUCAGAAAAGAAAAAAUACUAUUACUGAAGAAAUCUGCUUAGUUCACGACUCUAUUUGGCCAGUUAAGUUCUUGCUAAGUCCACGUUCUUGAGAUACUAGUAAUUCAGCCUCUGUUUUUUGGGCUACCACACUGACAUUUGGGACAACGUUUUAUUGGUGGAUAGUUUGUACGUUUCUGUCCCUAACGCAGCCAUAUUUUUACGAUUUAUUUAUGUUGAUUGUAAUAUGUACAUAAAUUUAAAUAUACCAUGACGUCUUCUUUUGUGAAAGUUUUAACAUUGGUCUCUUGAGAGUAAAUUAUAUAGAAAAGAACCAUUUCCUCGCAUUGCCAUUAUGAAUAAACGUCUUAGUGAAAUGGCGUAACCGUUACCUAUCCGAUGGUUUGCGUAUAUACAUGUAUCUCUAGGGAUCGGGAUUUUAAUCGUAAAACAAAAACUAAAAUUGCUUCGGCCAAGUUCAUUCAUUAUUUGUCCAAGUGUUUUUUUUCGGCGCUUAAUUCUGCAUUUCUCCACGAUUAUCUCUGCAUUUAAAGUUUCUUUAAAAAGGUUUAAGCCUCCAAUUUUUCCGUGCUACAUCAAUGACUGUUGCUGAUGUAUGUGUUAAAACACGACAAUAAAACACAUAGAGUUUUAAAACACUUUCGGAUGCUU